AUGGAGUCCUUGACGUUAAGACCGCGCAAGGCGGUGGUGGAGGAACCGAUGGAGAGCUGGGACGACGACGAUCUGGAUAUUGGCGGGGACGAUUUCACGUUUCGAAGCGCGUCGCUAGCGACCACUGCGACGCAUCACAGGGAUUCCGUGUCGUCCCGCUUGUCAACACGAUCCGACUUCGAUUCGAGCCUUGGAGAUGAGGAGAAGCAAGUGCAUGUGCCCGGAGACGACCAGACGUCAACGGACGACGCGAUAGCAACAGCAAAAAGGGCAGGAAUACCCAUACCACAGAACGUACCGGCGUCUGCAUUAAUGGGUGGAACGAUCAAAAGGCUCGGAGGAAAAAAAGUGAAGAAAAUCACUCAGGAUGAUUGGGAUGACGGAGAUCUGGAGCUGCCGGGUGAAGGCGGGUUGACAAUCAAGCGACAAGACGCAUCGAAUUUCCCUGACGCCCUGCGUCAAGUCAGUGCGGAAUCUACGCAUUCCAGCCCUGGCAAGCCGCAACAGCCUGCACCAAAGUUCAACUCGAAUCCACGGCCCGAUCUAAGGUCUAAGAUGGCAUCGUCUAACCUCAUGCUCGAUCGCUUCCGUGAUGAGGAAGAUGGCGAUUUCUUUGGAGAUGGAGGGGACACGAUCAAGGUUUCCAAGAGUCGUUCAGCUCCCAAGCUUUUACCCCUGGUCACACCGCCUACUCCCAGAAGAAACGAUGCAGCCGCAGGUGGUGACGAUGAUUUCGAAGGAGACUUCCAACUGCCGGCGGAUAAUGAACCAUUGAGGCUCUCCACCCGCCGAGAUAUUCCAAAAACGCCGGCCAGUCUCCAUGACGACACGGACGAAUGGGGCGAGGGCGGAAGUCUGGGUACGAGGCAUGGUGGGACGAAGAGAGACCGAACUUCGAACCGAAGCUCAUCCACAACUGCUCUCAGCCCAAGCGUUGCUAGUUCGCUCACGAUCGAGAGCGAGGAUGAAGGAUUGGAUGGACUUGUGCUUCCAAGUGGCCCCCUUCAUUUUGACGAUAUAUUGAAACGACGACAGCAAGCUUAUUCGCCUGAUCACCCGACCAGCGAGAAGCUCUCUGCGAAGCGUGUGGAAAUCAAGGAAGACUUUCUCACUGGUCUCGAGAUCGGAGACGGCGAUGUAUUUGACUCCAAAAAACUCACGCUCAAUCGGAACAUCAAGAUGAAAACGACUCGUCAGACAAGUCCUGCUCGUCCCAAGACUGCCGUCUCUCUAACUUUCACCAACAAACCUACACCGGCACCGACUACAAAUACCUCCCGCCUGCCUCGUCCUUUAGGUGGGCAUGAACGACAACCUUCAGCUCUUGAACCUGUAUCGGAAAGUGGCGGGCCAAUAUUGCGAAGCAGCCGUAGAUCUCAUUCCAGAUUGCGUGGACAUUCGUCUCAGUCAUCUAUCACAAGCGUUGCUACACCAACAACGCCAUCAUCGGGUCAGGCGUUUCCCCCAUCAACACCGAGGCGACGAGAACCGGGAGGCAAGCCAUCUAUCACCGCUCUUCGCAAGGAAGCAACGACGACCAAUGCACAGUUGCUGAAGCUCAAGCGAUCGAUGCCCACGAUGAGGUCCUUCCCGAAUUCGCCAGCGAGGCCAAUGGGACCACGCUAUGAGAGACCCCCCUCCCGUACAGACUUGAGCAGAAACAAUACGAUGUCUCGGCCCAGAACCCCUGUCGAACGGGAUCGCAGUGGUGCUGAAUCAAGCAUGUCUCAUGCAAGAAAGCACCCAGCACCUUUCCUCCCCGCCGGCUCCUCGAGCUCCCAGUCACAGCAUGUCACCAUUAAAACUUCCCGUCAUUUACGCAGGCAUGAUUCCGAGUCUUCCAACACUAGUAUCGAAUUUCGACCUUCAUCUCGAGCGGUCUCUCGAUCGACUAUGCGGUCUCCCAGCCCACGCAGACCGAGAGGGGCCGAGGUGCUAGCUCGGGAGGCUGCACCCAAGCGAACCUUGACAAAACCUGUGCGACGCAGGCAUUUUGGCGACGGCUGUGAGUUAGAUGGUUUCGAUGACCUACCGACCUCGAAAGACACGGAGCAAAAAUUUGUCAAGGAACCUAUCGGAAGAGGGCCUCCCAAGCUUUCAAGUCUUCGCAACAAAAUACUUCAGGAGACACCACCUCUUCGAACCACGACACCAGCUCCUCUGACACCCUAUUCGCCUGCAAGGACCAGGGAUGAAUUGCCUAGAUUCGCUCGUGAUACGAAUGCAAGCCGGAUGGCAAGGGAGCACUCGCUUGCACACCGCGUCCCGUCUGCCCAGGGAGCUCCACUUGCAACUCUUACGAAUCAGUGGAAGGCAAAGGUCUCUGCGACCACUGGUCUCAGUAACGUCAAUGCUCAAUCGGUCAAGCCCAAGAAGAUGAGGGGCCCGCCUCAAAAGCCCCAGCUUAUCAAGCCGCUGGGAAAUUCCAACAACCCCAAAUCUGUCAAAGGGAUGUACUACAACCCUUAUACAUACCGAUGGGAAGGAAACGAGAAUGAGCUUACGCCAUUCGAUAUCCCAGCUCCUUCGCCCUCUGCCGCUUCUAUUCCGUCGCACAUCGCCCGAGAGAAGGAGCAGCAAAUGUAUCGUGAAAAGGAAAACGCCACUCCCCGCCCUGCUCUUAUCCAGAAUGUCAACUCGUGCCAAAAUGUUCAAGUUGUUGGCGGUAUGGUCUUUGAUCCACAGCGCAUGUGCUGGCUCAAGAUGCCUAGCCAAAAACAAAAUUCCAAGAGCGAGGGAGGCGAUACGAUGGAUGGUUUUGACGCCUUGGACGACGAAGAAGAUGUAUUCAAGGAUGUUCCAGACCUCGAAGAUAAUCCCACGAACGAGGCCAGCGUAGCUGGCGGUAGGAAGAGCGACGGUGCAAGUACACUUAAAGACGAAUGGCUCGUCGGCGAAGAAUUCGAUGUCGGGCCCGAGUUUGUGAGACGACAACGAGAAGAGGAGGAGAGAUGGCGGCGAAAGUGUGAGAAAUGGGUCGGUGCCUCUCUCGACAGGGGCACUGACAACUGGCGGUGGAGCAUCAGAGAUGUCGUCAACUAG
This is a messenger RNA of Drepanopeziza brunnea f. sp. 'multigermtubi' MB_m1, 3042 nucleotides long. RefSeq lists its product as uncharacterized. The record is from RefSeq and is a predicted model, not a curated record. Gene Ontology annotation, cellular component: SIN/MEN two-component GAP complex; mitotic spindle pole body. Lineage: Eukaryota; Fungi; Ascomycota; Leotiomycetes; Helotiales; Drepanopezizaceae. Gene Ontology annotation, molecular function: GTPase activator activity. Gene Ontology annotation, biological process: mitotic spindle orientation checkpoint signaling; regulation of Ras protein signal transduction.